CAAAUCUUUAAUUCGAGUUUCUGCUUCUGGGUUUGAUUUGCAGAAGUGAUCAGCAUUGCUAGUGAUUUCUCUGCCCUUUACAGUGUUUGCAUUAGUCAGUAUACUUUGUUUUCUCUAGAGAAAUGGAGAGUGUAAGAGAGUUGGCUUCAGAGAAGGCUGCUGUGAUUUUCACAAAGAGCUCAUGCUGCAUAUGCCACAGCGUGAAAUCACUUUUCUAUGAGCUUGGUGCAAGCCCUGCGAUUCACGAGCUCGAUCGAUAUGCCAAUGGGAGGGACAUGGAGUGGGCAUUGAGGCAGCUGGGCUGCAACCCUGCUCUCCCUGCUGUGUUCAUAGGUGGGAAAUAUGUAGGCUCAUCAAAGGAUAUCAUAUCCUAUCAUGUUGAUGGAUCUCUAAAACAAAUGCUCAAGGAUGCAAAAGCCAUCUGGUUCUAGCUAGGCUGCUAGCUAGCAGCUUACACAUAUUACACAGAAAUUAAGCUAUGCUAGUUAAUGCUCUGUUAAUUAGCUCUAAGUAUACACAGAAAAGAAUCCCAAUACCAUG
Messenger RNA from Prunus persica (peach), 540 nucleotides. Its product is annotated as glutaredoxin-C11. Lineage: Eukaryota; Viridiplantae; Streptophyta; Magnoliopsida; Rosales; Rosaceae. The coding region runs from base 123 to 431 and encodes 102 amino acids. The transcript has a single exon. The record is from RefSeq and is a predicted model, not a curated record.